This is a messenger RNA of Jaculus jaculus (lesser Egyptian jerboa), 836 nucleotides long. It is a transcript of the gene Il10, whose product is annotated as interleukin 10. Gene Ontology annotation, cellular component: extracellular region. NCBI's taxonomy places the organism in Eukaryota, Metazoa, Chordata, Mammalia, Rodentia, Dipodidae. Gene Ontology annotation, molecular function: cytokine activity. The coding region runs from base 113 to 649 and encodes 178 amino acids. The record is from RefSeq and is a predicted model, not a curated record. Gene Ontology annotation, biological process: immune response. The transcript is spliced from 5 exons.
UUGGGCCCUCAGUAUAAAAGAGGACAAGGGAGGAGAGGACCACACUUCAAGGGCUUGCUCUUGCAAUACCAAGAUCACAAGGCACCCUUGCAAAAGAAGACAGAAUUCCGCCAUGCCCCACUCAGCACUGUUCUGUUGUCUGGUCUUACUGGCUGGAGUGGGGACCAGCAGAGGAGCCAACACUCAAGAUGAGGACAGCUGCAUCCACUUCCCAGCCGGCCUGUCCCACAUGCUCCUAGAGCUCCGAACUGCCUUCGGCCAGGUGAAGACUUUCUUCCAAACGAAGGACCAGGUGGGCAAUGUGCUGUUAAGUGAGUCCUUGCUGCAAGACUUUAAGGGUUACCUGGGCUGCCAAGUCUUGUCAGAGAUGAUCCAGUUUUACCUGGUGGAAGUGAUGCCCCAGGCCGAGAACCACGGCCCAGACGUCAAGGAGCACGUGACCUCCCUGGGGGAGAAGCUGAAGACCCUCCGGAUACAACUGCGGCGCUGUCAUCGAUUUCUUCCCUGUGAGAAUAAGAGCAAGGCAGUGGAACAGGUGAAGGAUGCAUUUAGUAAGCUCCAGGAGAAGGGCGUCUACAAAGCCAUGAGUGAGUUCGAUGUCUUCAUAAACUGCAUAGAAGCCUACAUGACGAUGAAGAUGAGAAGCUAAGACAGCCAGCAAGGCAACCAUAUUACACUCCAGGACAUAAAUUGCAGAUCUGCAAAAUCUGAUCCAGGCUCCUGGGCUAGCAGAACCAGCUCCUUGGAGAGCCUUGCUGUACCUCUCUCCGAGAAUAUUUAUUACCUCCAAUACCUCAGAUCCCAUUCUAUUUAUUUACUGAACUUCUCUGUGAACU